AUGGCAUUGCAGUAUGCAGUUCAGUACACCCUGUGCUGUGAUCUGGGAUUCCACGCCAGCCUCGCUCGGACCUUCAGGACGUACCUGUCCGCCGAGUACAACCUGGAAACCUCCCGCCACGAGGGCCUGGACAUCAUCGAGAACGCUGUGGACAACCUGGAUGCGCGGAGUGACAAGCACACCAUCAUGGACAUGUGCAACCAGGUCUUCUGCCCUCCGCUGAAGUUCGAGUUCCAGCCUCACAUGGGGGACGAGGUGUGUCAGGUCAGCGCCCAGCAGCCUGUGCAGACUGAGUUGCUGAUGCGGUACCACCAGCUGCAGUCGCGACUAGCCACCCUCAAGAUAGAGAACGAAGAGGUGCGAAAAACUCUGGAUGCCACAAUGCAGACUUUGCAGGACAUGCUGACGGUGGAAGAUUUUGAUGUUUCAGAUGCCUUCCAGCAUAGCCGCUCCACUGAGUCAGUCAAAUCAGCUGCAUCAGAGACCUACAUGAGCAAAAUAAACAUUGCCAAGAGGAGAGCCAACCAGCAGGAAACCGAAAUGUUCUAUUUUACGAAAUUUAAAGAGUAUUUGAACGGCAGUAACCUCAUCACGAAGCUCCAGGCGAAACACGACUUGCUGAAGCAGACUCUUGGGGAAGGUGAAAGAGCCGAGUGCGGAACAACCAGGCCCCCAUGUCUUCCCCCUAAGCCACAGAAAAUGAGGAGACCUAGGCCUCUCUCAGUCUAUAAUCAUAAACUCUUUAACGGCAAUAUGGAAACGUUCAUUAAGGAUUCAGGACAGGCUAUUCCACUUGUAGUAGAAAGCUGCAUUCGUUACAUCAAUUUAUACGGCCUUCAGCAGCAGGGCAUUUUCCGGGUCCCCGGCUCCCAGGUGGAGGUCAACGACAUCAAGAAUUCGUUUGAGAGAGGUGAAGAUCCCCUUGCUGAUGAUCAAAAUGAACGCGACAUUAAUUCAGUGGCUGGAGUCUUGAAGCUGUAUUUCCGAGGACUGGAAAACCCCCUCUUUCCUAAGGAAAGGUUUCAAGAUUUGAUAUCUACUAUAAAAAUUGAGAACUCCACCGAGAGGGUGCACCAGAUCCAGCAGAUCAUCGUCACUCUGCCCCGGGCUGUCAUUGUUGUCAUGAGAUACCUUUUUGCUUUCCUUAAUCACCUGUCGCAGUACAGCGACGAGAACAUGAUGGAUCCCUACAACCUGGCCAUCUGCUUCGGGCCCACUCUGAUGCACAUUCCCGACGGGCAGGAUCCCGUGUCCUGCCAAGCCCAUGUCAACGAGGUCAUCAAAACCAUCAUCAUUAACCAUGAGGGCAUCUUCCCCAGCCACCGAGAGCUGGAAGGACCUGUCUACGAGAAGUGCAUGACUGGCGGGGAGGAGUACUGUGACAGCCCGCACAGCGAGCCAGGCACCAUCGAUGAGGUUGACCAUGACAACGGCACGGAGCCGCACACCAGUGACGACGAAGUGGAGCAGAUUGAAGCCAUAGCAAAGUUUGACUACAUUGGACGAUCUCCACGAGAGCUCUCCUUUAAGAAAGGGGCCUCGCUCCUCCUGUACCACCGGGCGUCAGAAGACUGGUGGGAAGGGAGACACAACGGCGUGGAUGGCCUCAUACCCCACCAGUACAUCGUGGUGCAGGACAUGGACGACGCGUUCUCCGACAGCCUGAGCCAGAAGGCAGACAGCGAGGCGAGCAGCGGGCCACUGCUGGAUGACAAAGCCUCCUCCAAGAACGACAUCCAGUCUCCCACAGAUCACAUCGUGGACUACGGCUUCGGGGGAGUCAUGGGCCGAGUGAGAUUGAGGUCUGACGGCCAAUCUAUCCCUCGCCGUCGAAGGGGGGGGGACACCCACAGCCCGCCCCGAGGGAUGGGUCCUGGCAUAGACACUCCUCCUCGAGCAGCGGCCUGCCCUAGCAGCCCCCACAAAAUACCUCUAAACAGGGGCAGGAUUGAGAGUCCCGAGAAGCGCAGAAUGGCGACAUUCGGCAGCGCAGGCAGCAUCAAUUUCCCAGACAGGAAGGCCUUGUCUGAUGGGCACCCGCUGAGAUCAACCUGUGGAUCGACUAGACACAGUAGUCUUGGAGAUCAGAAAUCUCUAGAAGCAGAAGCGCUUGCCGAGGACAUCGAGAAGACCAUGAGCACGGCACUGAACGAGCUGAGGGAGCUGGAGAGGCAGAACACGGCCAAACAGGCCCCCGACGUGGUCCUGGACACGCUGGAGCCCAUGAAGAAC
Apaloderma vittatum (bar-tailed trogon) is the source of this 2232-nucleotide messenger RNA. RefSeq names its product SLIT-ROBO Rho GTPase activating protein 3 (gene SRGAP3). The record is from RefSeq and is a predicted model, not a curated record. The transcript is spliced from 17 exons. The annotation marks the transcript as partial. Gene Ontology annotation, molecular function: protein binding. NCBI's taxonomy places the organism in Eukaryota, Metazoa, Chordata, Aves, Trogoniformes, Trogonidae. Gene Ontology annotation, biological process: negative regulation of cell migration; signal transduction. Gene Ontology annotation, cellular component: cytoplasm.